Messenger RNA from Thamnophis elegans (Western terrestrial garter snake), 1499 nucleotides. It is a transcript of the gene SERPINH1, whose product is annotated as serpin family H member 1. The record is from RefSeq and is a predicted model, not a curated record. Lineage: Eukaryota; Metazoa; Chordata; Lepidosauria; Squamata; Natricidae. Gene Ontology annotation, biological process: negative regulation of endopeptidase activity; collagen fibril organization. The coding region runs from base 159 to 1421 and encodes 420 amino acids. Gene Ontology annotation, cellular component: endoplasmic reticulum. Gene Ontology annotation, molecular function: serine-type endopeptidase inhibitor activity. The transcript has 5 exons.
AGAGGAGACGUCCUGCCCUCCCCCUCCCGACCUCUUUCCAGAAGUUUCUCGGCGCCCCCUUAUAAAGCCCCCUUGGCCCGGCGGCGCCUCGGCCCCAGGAACGCCAGUGCGGAGCGCCUCCCUUGCAAGGACCCAGCUCGUGACUGCCCUCUGCUGUCAUGGAUUCCACCUGGUUGAUCCACCUCCUCGCGCUCUGCGCCCUCGCCACGGCGGUGCCCUCUGACGACAAGAAGAAAAGCGAGAAGAAAGCCGCCGCGAAGGAGAAGAAUCUGAGCGAGAAGGCCGCCACGUUGGCCGACCGCAGCGCCAUCCUGGCCUUCAACCUCUACCAGGUGAUGGCCAAGGACAAGACCUUGGAGAACAUCUUGGUGUCCCCCGUGGUGGUGGCGUCUUCGCUGGGCUUGGUGUCCCUCGGGGGCAAGGACACCACCGCCUCCCAAGCCAAGGCCCUACUUAGCGCCAGCAAGCUCAACGACGACGACAUCCACAGCGGACUCUCCGAAUUCCUGACGGACGUCAGCAACGCCACGGCCCGGAACGUCACCUGGAAACUGGGGAGCCGCCUCUACGGGCCCAGCUCCAUCAGCUUCGCGGAGGACUUUGUGCAGAAUAGCAAGAAGCACUACAACUACGAGCAUUCGAAGAUCAACUUCCGGGAUAAGCGUAGCGCCCUCAAGUCCAUCAACGAAUGGGCAGCCCAGACCACGGAUGGCAAGCUGCCCGAAGUCACCAAAGACGUCCAGAAGACGGAUGGGGCCUUGAUCGUCAACGCCAUGUUCUUCAAACCGCACUGGGAUGAGAAGUUCCAUCACAAGAUGGUGGACAACCGCGGCUUCAUGGUGACGCGCUCCUACACAGUCGGCAUUCCCAUGAUGCAUCGUACGGGGCUCUACAAAUACUACCAGGACGAGGCGGAGAAGCUGCAGAUCGUGGAGAUGCCGCUGGCCCACAAGCUCUCCAGCCUCAUCAUCAUCAUGCCGGACCAUGUGGAGCCCUUGGAACGGAUAGAGAAGAUGCUCACCCAGGAACAGCUGCGGAUUUGGCUGGGCAAGAUGAAGCAGCGCUCCGUGGCUAUCUCCUUGCCCAAGAUCAGCCUGGAGGUCAGCCACGACAUUCAGAAACACCUGUCCGAUCUCGGCUUAACCGAAGCCAUGGAUAAGAACAAAGCUGACCUAUCCAAGAUCUCUGGCAAGAAGGACCUCUACCUCUCCAACGUCUUCCACGCGGCCGCCUUCGAGCUCGAUACGGACGGCAACCCCUUCGACACCGACCUCUACAGCCGCGAGGAAAUCCGGAACCCCAAGCUCUUCUACGUCGACCACCCCUUCCUUUUCCUGGUCAAGGACAAUAAGACCAACUCCGUCCUGUUUAUCGGCCGGCUGGUGAAGCCCAAAGGAGACAAAAUGCGCGACGAAUUGUAGUUUGCAUGCCGGGUUUGCGCAGGUCUCUUCGAUUUUUAUUUUAUCUUUUUUAAAAAAUGAGAUAAAAUAGGUGCCUUU